AAUUUAACCUUCCUAGGCUAGGUUUUUAAUAAAUAAAAUGAAAAAAAUAUUUUUUUACAUAUUUGUUAUUAAAUUAUUGAACAUAGUACAUCCUCGUGAAAUUGAUUUUUCUGACAUAACUAGCUACGAUCAUUCAAUAAAACAAAAUAGAUUUGAUACUCCUGAAAACCAUUCUCUUUUAACAAGUCAGCUUCAAAAUAAACUCCUCCAAUGUGAAGAAAAGCACAAAAAUGCUUAUCCUAAAAAUUACAUAAAUGAAGAAGAAACUAAAUGUGUACUUUACUUAAAAAGAUAUGUAUCAAUCAUAUUAUCAUUAUUUGAAACUGCAGCAUGUAGUGAUCCUAACCAAAAUAAUUUAUUCAAAUGUAAUACAUUAAUAAAGGUUAAAGCAAAGGAUAUUAAAAUACUUCAAAAUUAUAUAGCUUUAUCUUCACAAAAUUCACAUAAUAAAGGUGACCACUUUAUUAAUGUGAUGGAAGUUUUAUUUGGCCUGAUUACUCCAAUUCAAAAACCUUUAUUCCCUACUCACUAUGAUUUAAGAAAUAAAUUUUUAGAAAUUUUUGGCAUUGGGAUUGAAACAAUUAUAUUUAUUCUUUUAUGCUUUAUAUUGAUCAUUCAAGCAACAUCUAUAAUGAAAAGAUCUCUGUGGCGGUUUUUCUUUGCACUAACAUUUGCAUCAUUUUUAUUAAGUUUUCCAUGGACUUGGUUACAUUUAUAUAAAAAAGCGGUCGUCAAAAGACAGUUGGAAAUUCUGAUGCCUCCUGAAUGCGAAAACGUUGAAUUCGAAUCCGCCCAAAGUUUUGCCUCCAUUCUCAAGAGCUAUUUAAUGAGUUGGGCUUUUUUCCCUACCAAAAAAAUGGGUAACACGCAAGAAAGAUGUAGGGUGCACCACGAGACUCUCUUAUUGGAUCCAUUUUGGGAAAUUACUCCUUCUUACGCUAUGGCUGUCACUAUAACGAAAUUCGUGCUUGAACCGUUGCACCACGUUGGUUCAUCUUUCAAUUCUCUGAUCUUCGCAUCUUUCAGCGGGCUCCCUACCCAUUACGUGCUCACAUUGCUAGGAAUAGUCUCCUUAUUUUCCUUGUCCUUCCUAUUGAUGAGUUUCGGUUACAAAUUAAGGCUGCCAUUCUUCUUUGCUACACUCGAACCGAGCGGGCCCCAUAAUAGGAUUUUUUCCGGCGUUUCCAACAAGCUCUCAAUAGAUUACGAUAAAGGUUCACGUAAUCUUUAUUUAGAGGACUACGAAACCAAAAAAUCAAGUGAUUCGAACUCUAAAAAGGAAGGGGGUUGGAAAAGGGAACACGAUCCGGAAGUUACACCAAAAGAAAAAAAAAGUUUCGUUAAAGAAGGAGUGACACUGGAUCCAUUAUCCCGCCAUAACCUGACGAAUAGGAGGAUAAAUUCGGUCGAAAUGAAAUUAUCGAUGCUUCAAACUUACAUGCAAACUCAGGAUAAGCGGAACCUGAUAUUAAGCAAACAAAAUCAAGUUGCCAAUAGCCUCUCAAAACUAACCUCCAAGGCAAAAGAAAAAGAAACUCCUUUGGCUCGUAAAAUUAGUAAAAAUCGAUUUUUAUCUUCAAAACUACAUUGCAGAACGAACAUCAAUCUUAAAAACGGUGCUAAAAAUGAAUGGCACGAUGAUGAGAACUUUAUCGAAAUACUCGAGUCGGAGAUGGGGGGCGGUGAUCAUAGGAAUGACAAAUCUGGAAAUAGUAAAGAUUUCACUAAUAUUUCUAAAUCACCUAAAUAUGAUAAAAAUCAAGUUAACACUAGUCUUACGAGAAAAACCAACAGAAUCUGCAAAAGUUUUCCCGAUAUAACUUGUGAUAUAGACUAAAAAAAGGAAGUAAAGAAAGAAAGAAAUGCAUUUUUUUAAAAAACGGAAAUCCUUCCAGAUAAAUCGCUCACAAUAAAGGAAUCUAAUCGUUUACAAAGAAUUUUAAUGGAUUAUUAUUUUAUCGGUAUUCUGUUUCAUCGGCUAUUAAACCAUGAUGAAGAA
Molecule: messenger RNA, 1999 nt
Organism: Gordionus sp. m RMFG-2023
Lineage: Eukaryota; Metazoa; Nematomorpha; Gordioida; Chordodea; Parachordodidae
Exons: 10
Coding region: 38-1837 (599 amino acids)
Cellular component (GO): membrane; endoplasmic reticulum
Molecular function (GO): chloride channel activity
Source: RefSeq, a predicted model, not a curated record